AUGCGGCUCAGGAGCGGAACGAGAGACUUCCUGUUCCGCUUGAACCACACAACACAAGUUCUGGACCCUGGCGUAUGGUUCGCCUCCAAGUCGCCUUCUUAUGGGUCGAGGCAUCGCAUCCCGCCCUCAGGCACAGCCUCCUCCGGUGUUCAAGUGAUCCGGCCGUUCUCCAACACAGGAACACGUGAUUUUCGUGAUCAAAAUUCGUUCACCCCCAUGGAGGUUUGUGACUAUAUCGAGUUCGGUCUCCCCGGAUCUGUGCUGUACCGGGAAUUUCUCCUAUCCGGACCUCCCGCUUCGGCCAUCACCGCACCCAGCGUCGGUACCGCGUCCACCAAGCCUUCCAUCGUUCAGUCUGGGCGAGAUCUCGAGGACACCACGAUCCUCCACCCAAUCUCCACGUGGAAUGACAUUCCGAUUCGCCCUGCUGACUCCGCUUUAUCGCACGGCGGCGGUGGCGGCUGUGCUCUUGAAGAGGCGGGCCUGGCUGGGUUAAUGAUGGGCGACAGCAUUGCUAUGACAUGCUCCUGCCGCCAAGACGACAACAUCGGAGGGGAUCCCCAGUCUGGAUUGGGCGAUAUUUGUAAGUCGUGCGACAAGGCAUGCGACAACACUGGCAAAAAUGCGGGCUGCGACGCGGCGACAUGCUCGACCACGUGCGACAAGCAUGCGCCAUUGGAGGUGAUCGAAAUCGGACGCGGAGAGGCUCGAGUGGGGCAGGUGUAUGCGGUGAAGCCGCUGCUCGCGUUCCUCGUCUUCAGCCCCGAUAUGAAAUCCUCGUGGAAGAUCGUGGCCGUCAAUUCGUCGGAUCCGAUGGCUGCGGCGCUGCUUGACUCGCGAAAUGGUUACCCGAUUUGGUUGGAGGCGAAGCUGCGCGAAAUCGUGGAGUGGCUCAAGUACUACAAGUGCAACACCGUGUGUAAGUGGAACCUCCACUCUGAGCAAACGGCGUCCGCUGCUCUCACCAACGCCAUCUCUGAAUUCGCACGCGUGCCCUUCGCCCAACCUGCAUCUGCGACUGCCGCCGCUGCUGAUGGCGCUUCUGUUGCCGAGCCUGUCGGGCAACAGGCUCGGAAGGAACGCCGGUUCCGAAGGUCAGGCUCGGAACCGGGCUGGUACAGCAUGCGAAAGAAGGAGCUCGCAAUUAAAAUCGACGAGCGAGCGGAUGAUGCAAGUGAGAGUGAUGGUGGGAGUGGGGGGUGGGAGAGAGGAGACGAAGGAUGGCAGGAGUAUGAUGAUGCGGAGCAACAGCAGAAGCAGCAGGCGCAGCAGCAAGGAAACCCGCAGCAGGAGGGGAGGAGGAUGACGAGGCACUGGCGAUCAUCCUCGUGCUGUGCUCUCGAGAUUCCCACCGGAAUGCUCCUGGACUCCCCCUCCCCCUUGCAUCGCUCCUCCUCUUCCCACCUCCGCCAACCACUCACCCCCUCCCCCUUGACUCGCUCCGCCUCCACUUUCCUGCGCCAAACCCUCACGCCCUUCCCUUUGCCGCGGCCCCCUAUGCAUCCUCUCACCCCUCGCCGCCACCUGCGUGCCUUCUCGCUCUCCUCGUCCUCCUCCCAGAAACAGGCGGGCUCGGAAUCCGUGUUUUGCGACCUUUUAGAGUCGGAUCAAGUGGUGGGUGAAGAGGAGUGUAGAGCGGUGGAUCAAGCGUCCAAGGACAGCCCAGCAGCCGUGCAGAGAGGCUGUCACGGCCGAUCACGCAGCAGCAUCAGCUUCAGCAUCAGUGAGACCAACACUGACACUGGUGCUUGUGUUAGUGGGAAUCGCAACGCAGUCCGCAGCAGCAGCAGCAGCAGCAGCAGCAUGAGCAGCAGCAGCCACCGUAUGGCUCGAUCUUCUACCCUUCACGUCCUCAUCCCCCCUCCUCUCUUAGACGCUUCACCCUCAACCCCUCCCCCAACGAUCCCCUCCGCUUCUCCUAAUUCCAUUUACCCUCCCUUGAAACCUCCCCCUGGGAUGGCUUCUCCCUCGCUCUCUACCCUGCCUUCUCCCAUGCCUGCUGAGAAAGUAGGCAGGUACGACUUCCGCCGGUCCAUGUCCGCUCACACCGUACGGGACUCUCAAACACCACCUGGGAGGGUUGGGAAGCUUGAACGGUCUGGCAAAUCGGGAGGGCUUGACGCAGAUCUGCUGCCUGAUACACCGAGAGAGCGUGCUGGAGUGCCCAAGUCGCCACAGGCAGGAACUGAUCUUUCCAGAAACUCAAAGGGACGCAGCGGCCUGCCGAAAACGCCGAGAACUCCCAACACGCCGAAGACACCAAAAACACCAAAAACACCCAGCACUUUCAAUGUGCCAAAGACGCCGAGAAUGCCGAGAACGGCUGGAGAAGAUAGCUCCUUGCACAAGUCGCCAAGAGCAAGGAAUGAUCUGCCCAAGACCCCCACGGCAGGCAACGAGGUGCCCAAGACCGUGUUAAGGGCACGAACUGAUCUGGGGCUGAUUACUGCACGGGCACACAAUCAGCUGGGAGUGAUGGCCCCAAUGGAGCAAACGAAGCUGCCCCAGCCUCCUGAAGCUGCCUCUGGUGCUGCUGGUGGUUCUGGUGGUAAUGGUGGUGACGCUGGUGCUGGCGGUGGUGAUGCUGCUGGUGAUGUUAGUGCCGUAAGUCAAAGGGACGGCAGCAGUGCGUCACUGAAGCAGACAGCAGGCGGCGGUGGUGAGAAGGGUAGCAGCAAGAGCAGAAUGCUGAAAGCAGUUUGGGAAGAGCGGGAGAAAAGGCCAGAGUAA
Messenger RNA from Closterium sp. Yama58-4, 2730 nucleotides. NCBI's taxonomy places the organism in Eukaryota, Viridiplantae, Streptophyta, Zygnematophyceae, Desmidiales, Closteriaceae. The record is from the annotation of a GenBank genome assembly.